CCUUUGCAAGCGGAUAAGGCCAGAUACCGUACUAGAAAGGGUGACAUAGCAACUAAUGUUUUAGGGGUUUGUUCUCAAGAUGGUCAGUUUAUUUUUGUCUUGCCUGGUUGGGAGGGAUCAGCAGCAGAUUCUAGGGUUCUAACAGAUGUCAUAAGUCGUACAAACGGUUUGAAGGUUCCUAAAAGAUACUAUUACCUAUGUGAUGCUGGUUACAUGAAUGGGGAAAGUUUCCUUACGCCAUACAGAGGACAACGAUAUCAUCUUAGUGAAUGGAGGCACGGUGCCCAACCAAGGACAGUCGAAGAAUUUUUUAAUAUGAAACAUUCCUCUGCAAGGAAUGUCAUUGAACGCUGCUUCGGAAUGCUUAAGGGUCGUUGGGAAAUUGUACACUCGAAGUCAUUUUAUCCCGUUAAAACGCAAUGCAGGAUUAUAAGCGUGUGUUGCUUGCUUCAUAACCAUAUAAGGAGAGAGAUGUCAGUGGACCCAUUGGAAGCUGAAGAAGCGGACAUAGCAACUAAUGCUGAAAAUGGCAUGGGAGGAAUUGAUUUGAUUACUCAUGUAAAGUCAUCUAAUGCAUGGACACUGCGGAGGGAUGAAAUGCCUCAAAACAUGUUUAACACCUGGAGGAAUCGUGUUUGAAUUUCUGGCUGUUUUCACCAAUCAUUGUUCAAUUUGUGUUUUCUUUCCAUUGUGUGGUUAUGUAAACCUUAUUACGCUAUUUCCCUUUAUGUUGUAAUUUUCGGUACUUUCACAAACAUUGUGCCAUUGUACUUAAAUUAUUGAAAUUUCCGGUGUUUAUGUUUAGGGUUGUUUAUGCAACUGUCCAUAUCACUGAUGCAUACAUUGUUAUUAUCAUGUCAUAGAAAUGUUAAUGUUGUUGU
Messenger RNA from Gastrolobium bilobum, 881 nucleotides. RefSeq lists its product as uncharacterized. Lineage: Eukaryota; Viridiplantae; Streptophyta; Magnoliopsida; Fabales; Fabaceae. Bases 214 to 639 code for a protein of 141 amino acids. The record is from RefSeq and is a predicted model, not a curated record. The transcript is spliced from 2 exons.